This is a messenger RNA of Calidris pugnax (ruff), 645 nucleotides long. It is a transcript of the gene LSM5, whose product is annotated as LSM5 homolog, U6 small nuclear RNA and mRNA degradation associated. The transcript is spliced from 5 exons. Bases 78 to 353 code for a protein of 91 amino acids. NCBI's taxonomy places the organism in Eukaryota, Metazoa, Chordata, Aves, Charadriiformes, Scolopacidae. The record is from RefSeq and is a predicted model, not a curated record. Gene Ontology annotation, biological process: mRNA splicing, via spliceosome. Gene Ontology annotation, molecular function: RNA binding. Gene Ontology annotation, cellular component: U4/U6 x U5 tri-snRNP complex; Lsm1-7-Pat1 complex; U6 snRNP.
GUCGGGCAUCGGCUCGUCGGGGCUGCCGGGCCGGUUUCCGCGGGAGGCGGCAGCGAUUGGACAGGUCUGGGUCCAAGAUGGCGGCUAACGUGACCACCAACCCCUCUCAGCUCCUGCCGCUCGAGCUUGUGGACAAAUGCAUAGGUUCGCGCAUCCAUAUUGUGAUGAAGAGCGAUAAAGAAAUUGUGGGAACGCUCCUGGGGUUUGAUGACUUUGUUAAUAUGGUGUUAGAAGAUGUUACAGAAUUUGAGAUUACACCUGAGGGCAGAAGAAUCACAAAACUAGACCAGAUUUUGCUAAAUGGAAAUAACAUAACAAUGCUGGUUCCUGGAGGAGAAGGACCUGAAGUAUAAAAUGAUACAGUUGUCAUCUAUGAAGACAUGUUUUUUUAUAUAUAUGUGUAUAUAUAAAAAAAUCUAAAUAGAGCUUUUUGGGGUAUGGGUGUGGGUGGGUUUUGGUGCGAGUUAUUUGUUUGGUUUUGUUUUGUUUUCACAUUCUUGCAGUUGACAUUUGAUAAGACAAGGAUUUCCUCUCCAGGAAAGGUGCAUUGCUAAUGAUAAUGCUGACUUUGUAAGUUGAAAUAAUGACUUUUUUUUUUGUAAAGAUGCAGUAAUCUGUUCUGAAUAAAAGGCUUUCUUUUUGUUA